This is a messenger RNA of Trichophyton rubrum CBS 118892, 477 nucleotides long. RefSeq lists its product as uncharacterized. The transcript has 2 exons. Bases 1 to 477 code for a protein of 158 amino acids. NCBI's taxonomy places the organism in Eukaryota, Fungi, Ascomycota, Eurotiomycetes, Onygenales, Arthrodermataceae. The record is from RefSeq and is a predicted model, not a curated record.
AUGGCUGUCGAAGAGGAUGCGAAGGAUGGGGCCUUCCGCUGCGUUUUCCUCCACCGUCUCCUUAUUAUUUUUCGGUAUUUUCCUUACUUUACGCCCGGCGUAUUCGGCAAAACAGGUACAGAUACAGGGCCGUACGAUACCGCCAAUCGCCAGAAAUACCAUACCACUAGCAGCGACUUUAUGAUAAGAGCGGUGGGCUGCUUUGAUGGGCACGGAGAAGAAGACAUUACUCCAUACGGAGUGACGCAGGCGCCGGGCGGUCAUCGUCCGCCCCUAUAUCUGAUUUGGAGUGGGAAGAGCAAUGAGCAGCGAUCAACUACACACAGUGAGCAGAAAGCGCAUGGCAUGACGAGAGGGGAAGAGCGCAUUGUCCCCGUCCAUCCAUCCAUUCGCUCAGUUCCAAUAUUCCAUAUGUCCGCGUUCCCCAAUGCGGAAGCGCGUGCUUCGGAGUCGAGAGAAGAUCGAUCAAACCCAUGA